GUUAACGGUGAUGACUUGAACAAAUAAUUUCAUCUUUGUAACAAAAAUAGACGUCUUUUAAUUAACAUUACUUUUUUAAUUGUGAAGGUGAACAAAACAGCUCGUGUAAUUAUAAACUCGUAUUGUGACAGACUCUAAUGUAGUGUACGGUAUCGAGAAAUAUCGAAAAAAAAUAUCUUUUCACAAUGGAAGAAGCAAUGGAUGUAGAUUCUAAAGAGAAUUCUCUGAAAAAUCCGAAAUUUCAGAAAGAAAAUGUCUACAAUAAGCUACUUCCUUAUGCUGACGAAUUGGAGGUGGAAUCAGCACAGCUGUUCCAGGAUAUUAAGACCAAUUUGAUAAAAUCUGUUUUGGCUAGAGAAAUGAGACCUAGCUGUGCUUUAUGGACGUCCAGGCUGAUGAAGUACAUAAAAAUAUAUGGAAUGAAGUUUUCCAAGGAGGAUCAUAUAGCAUUGAUAAAAUUAUUUUACGAACUGGUCAUCAUUCCAGAUUUGGAACCAACUAGGAUCAAUAAAUGUGCUACCACAUUGAUUCAACUCUUGAAGAAGAAAUACCUUCUAACUAGAGAUGAUCUACAGUUGGAGUGGAGACCUCUGUAUGAUCUGUGUGUUAAUGUCAUGGAGAAGAGCAAGACGGAUAUAGGCAUGUACAGAUACCCUUCUAAUUUUGAAUUGACAUUAUUCCAUCUCAUUAGAUCUUGUAAAGUAUACUUCCCAGCAUCUGUCACUCAAGAAAUUCUGGAUGAAUUCCGACCAAAAAUGUGCAUUUUUAAUCACAGCGAGAUAGCCAAUACUAUAAAAUUUUUAGAAAUAUUUUUACCCAAUAGUACGAAGCCAGAAGAAGCAGAUAUAAGUUAUAGGUUGUGGUUUGAGGAACUGAUGAACUUGUGGGAUUCUUGUCAAGAUGACAGUUCAUGGGAGAAUAAUAUUAUGUGGAUAAUGACAGGUCUGGCUAGAUUCCAGAUAGGACAAAUAGACUGGCAGCCUUACAUACCAAAAAUGUUUGUCAGAUUCCAGAGAACCUUCCAAUUGCCUGUAGCUUUCAAACAAAGGCAUCAAGGAAGGAAUCACAAAAUGGAUAUCUCAGCUAUUGCUUUAUGGAUAGUUUGCAUAUUGAAUGGCGACAAAAAUGAUGCCUUUUUCCAUUUUGAAAAAUUUAUGCAGUGCCUAGAAUCAUAUUUUUAUCCAGCUAACACAGGAAGGUGGACAACAAAACUGAGGGAGCUACUCCGAACUCUUUCAUUUUAUAUGAUCCAGCGGGUUCAUUGCGAACGCUACAAGGCGCCCUCUUGGGAAUUCCACGUUCCGGAUCAUUUCAAACUUACAGAUGCUGAUUUAGAUAGAUUCGUCAACAUCCUGAAGCCUUGUAUUGAACAAGCUCUAUAUAACAGAAUUGGUCUGCAAGAUACUAGUUUGACUCUACAAUACCUGUCGUGUUUAAGACCGAACAUUAUAAUUCCUAUGACGUUAGAAAAACUUUAUUCAUCGAUGAAUAGCCUGACCGAACCCCAUAAGCUGACGUCUUCAAUGAUGGCUGUGAUCGCAUGUGGAAGAUAUAUGGUCCAGGGGAGCCGGAAUAACUAUCCCGAAGGCCCAACCCACGUCAUUCCCUUACUGAUGGAGCUGCUUCCGGGUAUCGAUCCCAACGAUAUCCGCAAAUCGUAUGUCACGUUCAAUUUCAUCGUACACUUCGUCAAUAUGAUCCCGCUGAUCGAUUCGUCGGGCGCGAGCGCUUACCACGAUUUAACCGAAGAGGAGCACGUAGUUUGCGAGGCGACUGCCAACUUCGAGGACUUCGUCCUGCAGUUUUUUGACAAGCUGUGCGUCUGGAUGGAGUCGAACAGUUUGGAGUUCAUCCGCAUGGAGCAGAUCACGAAUAACGAGAGCGCUAGGAACAGAAUUGAGACCAUUUCUGAAAGCGCGUUGGGGUCUGUCAUUGGUGUCGUUUUGAACCAGUGUUCGCCUGAUAUUUUUAAGAGUGCCCUGAAAAAAAUCUACAAUUUCGUAACUAGUAAAAUCAUGGAAGUUCACGUUUCUGGUAAAAUGUUGGCGAUCUGUUGUCAUUGUUUCGCUAAAGUCAACCCCAAGGAAACACUGAAGCUGUUUUUGCCGUACCUCUGUGAUAGAAUUGAAGAAUUGCUUAACGAAAACCCUAAUAUCGUCAAGGAGGAACAUAUCGACGAUGAGCUUUUGUACAAUCUUCUUAUGCUCUCUGAACUGGUGGAUGGUCGUUCUGAAAUUUUGAUCUAUCUAGACAAACUAACGAAUAUUUUGGACAAAACUUUGCAUAUGACGUGUCAAAGUGCUAGCCAAUUGUCCGCUAGGAUGUUGGAGCUCAUGAUGUCUUCUUUGACCAACAUCCAGCCUACGGAAAUACGAAGUAGCGCCGUUGAUUACUCCACACCUAUCAAAGACUUUUUGUCUAUUAGAGAAUGGGGUAAAGCACAACAAAUAAAGGACCUAAAAAUCUCAUGGUACGUGCCGGGUACCCAGGAAGUGGCUGCUGUCCAGAACCUCCUCGAAAGAUACCUAUUACCUGAGCUACAGAGGCUGGAAAAAAUUUCCAGUGCCGAGGAAACUAUAACUAGAUUAGAGUUGAAGCAAUCUCUGAAGAUUGUCACGUCGAUUUUGUCGUGCCAGCCGCUGUUGCCGAUGUGGGAAGAAGAGGUGUAUCCGCUAGUCGAGUCUGUUCUUGAGCCGUGGACGUUCAAUUUGAAGGUGUGUGGUAGCGGGGUAGUGACGAUGCCAGAUGGUUCGAACGUAAGGAAAGCUAUCGUUACGGUGUUGCAUAAAUUACAGAAAGCGCUGCUGGACAUGGACGAAGGCGAUACACAGAGCAUACAACAUAUAAUAAAUAUCUACAAUAUUUUGUUAUUCAACAAAACCCGCGGGCAAGACUUUGAAUUCCACUGGAAGAGCUUCCACAUGACCAAAAAACUAUUGGAAGACCGUUUGCUCCAAAAAAAGCUCCAUCUGCGGCACGUUUUAGUCGACAGGGUGAUGCUGCAGCAGGAAUUCCGCAUAGAAAGCCGCAAUUGUUCAUUCACCGGCACCCACCGCAUGAUAUUACUGGACCUAUUCGAGUUGAGCACCUCUAGAUACAGUGAAGUUAGAAUAGCGGCCCAAAACAAAUUGUUCUCUGUAGUGUCCUAUUUUCCAUAUUCCUAUUCUGUUUUGACUGAAAGAAUCAAAGAUAUUCUCAAGAUGGAUUCUGAGAAAAACCAUGAAAGGUUCAAAGGCUGUUUGUACAUUUUAUUGGGACCAAAAAGUGCUCCGAUCAUCGCCAGGCACGAUUGGAAGUUCAUUGAGCAGAUUUGGCCCCUAGUUGUCAAAUCUAUGCCGUCUGAGAAGCCUUCCAUCAUCGCCUUGAUAAUGGCGUUGAAUGAUACAAUCGACAAAUGCUUUCCUACCAUAGCAAUAAACCUAGUAAUACCGCAAUCUGUGUUAACCGCUGCUUAUAAUUUCGCAAAAAACGAGCCGGUGUGCGACAUGGAUCGAUUCAAGGCAUUGGAGGCCAACGGAGAGGCGUAUCUGAAGAGAAAAAGCGAAGAAAGGAGAUCGGCGUAUGACGGAACGAUGAAUUCGCUGAUGGAUUCCUUAGAAUCCGGAUCGCUUCACUGGCGUUACCACCAGAUGGCGAUAAACUUCAUCAAGGAUCUAGUUCACAUGGACGUGAAGUACACUCCGCGUAUCGUGAGAUUCUUCCUGAAAUCCUUGAUAGACGAUUCGUUGUUGGUGAGAAAGUCGUCGCUGAAAAUUCUUGUGUUCCUUUUGCUACAGAACAAAGCUAAAUAUGCUAAGACUAUCGUAGAUCCUUUUUCGUUUUCGAAGCAAUCUGUGAUUAAUCGUGAUGUUAAACCUGGUGUAAGAGAGGACAAUAAAUGGUUGAUAUAUAGUGAUAAGAAUAUUCCGAAGAAUGUUGAACAGUGGGAGGAAAGAAGGUAUAUCCACGACCAAUAUACAGGGUACUACUGUUGGCCUAAAACCUUGGAAUUAUACGAUCCACCUUCCACGCAACAAACGGCCGCAAAGAGGUUAGACGAUCUGACGGAGAUAGAGAAGGAUAUUUAUACGUUUUUUAACAAUAAAGAAAAUAUAGAAAAGCUGAUUAAGUUUCUAUCGUUAGAGGAAAAGAAGGGACGGGAUCAUUUCAACGCCUACAGGUUUCUGGCUUUUAAGAAUUUAUUUAAGAUAUUCGAAGACGCUCUCUUACCGAAUUUCGUGCCUCACCUACAACGACUCGUCGAAGACAAACUCGAGUCCAGUAACCGUUGUGCCGCUGAAAUCAUCAGCGGACUAAUCAGAGGGUCCAAGCACUGGGAGUACAAUAAAAUAGUGAACUUGUGGUCGACCAUUUUGCCUCUAUUAGAAAGAGCCAUCGUUAAUGUUUCGACGGAAACUCAAACUGACUGGGCGCUCUGCAUUACCAUGGGACUGGAAUCGAGGGACCCCAACAGGCAUCAUUGGCUGCUGGAGUAUCUCUUACAGGAUCCCUUCAGAGACCCUACGAUCCUAGUAACCUGCACUCGCCUGCAAUUGCUGUUUGUCGCCUUAAGCCAACAAUCGUGGCGCAAUUAUGAGAUUUCCGGACGUUUGCUGGAAUAUCUCCGGCCUCAUCUCACCCACCCGUUCAAGAAUAUUCGGGAAAGGAUCUCCAGCUUGUUAGUCAUCGUUUUUGCUAACUCGAGACAUCAGGUGCACGAUGCUGAUGGAGACGAGAUGACGAGUGUCAGGAACCUAUUCGCAUACCUAGAACCAAAGAUGAAAGAACUGUUAGAAAUAUCGUUAGCAAAAAUGGAUGACGACAAAAGAGAUAAAGACCAAGAAUCAAAUGCCAAAAACGAAGAAAAAGAAUCCCUUAUUAGAUUGUUUAAGAUAGUUUCCAAAUUCGUGAUGACCUACAUGGUGCGAUCUAACCAUUCUGCGCGUAAAGAGUUCCUCGAGCUGAUCCCGUUAGCGGCGCUGUUCCAAAACAACGAAGUCGACGAGGAGUUGGCAACGUUGUCGACCAAUCUGCUGGUUAUACUUUCCGAAACGGGUACCUCGCUAACAGACAUUCCCGACGCCAUAGGCGUCAUCAAGAAAGUCGCUGGGUCGCCUUCCUGGUCGGCGAGAGCGGUUAUAGCUGAGUUUUUGCCUAUUUAUAUAUUCUACAAUAUGGCCGCUAUCAAUUCUAGGAAAGAAUGGGUGCUGGAGAUUCAAUCAAUAGUAUUAGAAUUAUUAGAAGAUCCUCAACACGAAGUUAGAGUCCAAGCAGCGAAAGAUUUGAGCGGACUUUUGCACUGCCAGUUCAUUCCAGAUCCCACUCAAUUACUAACCCAAUUCAAGCAGAAGGCGAGGUACAAGCACAAAAAGAAAGCUACUCCGUCGACCAGCAAUAACAACAUCAAAGAAAAACACGCCGCCGUGUUAGGAUUGUGUGCCUUCAUAGAAUCUCACCCCUACGACGUACCUGAUUAUCUGCCGGAAAUUUUCGAGCAUCUCAGACCUCAUCUCAGUGAUCCUCAGCCCAUUCCAGCAACCAUUCGCAAAACUUUAGGAGAUUUUAAAAGAACUCACCACAAUAAUUGGGAAACUCACAAAUUGAAAUUUACAGAAGAAGAGCUGUGUCUAUUAAGCGAUCUUACCGUGCCUCCAAGUUACUACGUGUAAGCCACGUGUAGUCACCCUUAGGAAAUUAUUUUAAUAAUUGAUCUUUUGCGCUGAAGAACCUUGACAAACCAUGCCGAUAUUGACGAGAUUUUCCUUAUGGUAAAAUAUCUUGAAAAAUUUCUCAAAUCAGAUCAAAUAUAUAUUGUCCCGAUUUUACAGCGAUUUCUAACCUGUUUGUUAGAAAAAACAUGUUUUUAUGAAAAGUCCUAUACAAAAAUAUCUUUGUAUAAAUCAGUUCGCCUGCAAUUUUUUCUUUAAUUGCUAUCAUAAUUGCACUUUUCAUCAUCGCUUAUCAUACGGAGAAUCUCACUCUUUUAAACUUUAUGAUAAUUUUUAUUGAUAGAUAAGAAAAAGGAUUCUUGUUGGAGGUACCGGAUAAAAUUCUACAUAGAGAAUGCUCGUAGAAUCGGGAAAAUAAGUAUUAUUGUACAAAUAUUCCUGUUUUUGUAUCUAUUUUAUUCAUUUUAUCUGUGAGGUUCUUCGGCGCAUUAUCGGUACACAAGACAGGUUUAAGGUUUUUGUAAUAUUAAGAAAAAUGGAAUUUAUUGUAUUGUUUUAAUAUAUCUUUUUCAUGUA
Messenger RNA from Diabrotica balteata, 6224 nucleotides. The record is from the annotation of a GenBank genome assembly. Lineage: Eukaryota; Metazoa; Arthropoda; Insecta; Coleoptera; Chrysomelidae.